This is a messenger RNA of Misgurnus anguillicaudatus (oriental weatherfish), 1831 nucleotides long. RefSeq names its product porcupine O-acyltransferase like (gene porcnl). Gene Ontology annotation, molecular function: Wnt-protein binding; palmitoleoyltransferase activity. Lineage: Eukaryota; Metazoa; Chordata; Actinopteri; Cypriniformes; Cobitidae. Gene Ontology annotation, biological process: protein palmitoylation; lipid modification; Wnt protein secretion. Gene Ontology annotation, cellular component: membrane; endoplasmic reticulum. The record is from RefSeq and is a predicted model, not a curated record.
AUGGACUCCUUUGGAAGGCUGGAGUUUUUGCAGGCUUUGGCAGAGGGCUGUGUGCUACCCACUGCCCAGCAGGGUGUUGAACAGGUUUGGCAGCUCCUGCUGGUGUGUCUACUGUGUCGAGUCAUCUGUAGACUAGGUGUGUCAUCUCAUGUGAAGCACGUUAGUUUGCUGGCGGGUGGCCUGUACGUGCUGUAUGUGUUUUUUGAGGUUCACACGAUGUGGGUGAUCAUCCUGAGCCUCCUGUGCUACCUCAUCCUCCUUCUCAGCAUAAACUCCAGCAGCAAAGGCGUCUUCCUCUCCCUCGUCAUUCUCAUCUAUAUGCUGAUGGGCGAGUUGCACAUGAUUGAUGCAGCAACCUGGCAUAAGAUGAGAGGCUCUCAGAUGGUGGUGGCUAUGAAGGCCAUCUCUUUGGCCUUUGACCUCGAUCGAGGUGCUGUGUCUUCAUUUCCCUCACCACUGGAGUUCAUGGGAUAUAUUUUCUUUCCGGGAACCAUCAUCUUUGGUCCAUGGAUCAGUUUUGGCAGUUAUUUAGAUGCAAUUAAUGGUCGCAAAAUGACUGUUGCCUGGUUUGGAAAAAUUGCUUUGAGCUUUCUAAAGAGUCAAAUUUGCUUAGUUAUUUCCAACUGUAUUGCUCCUUAUCUCUUUCCAUACAUAAUUCCUAUCUAUGGUGAUGGACUUCCUCGCAGGUGGCUUCAUGCAUAUGAAAAUGCAGUGUCCUUCCACUUCAGUAAUUAUUUUGUCAGCUAUUUGAGCGAAACGACCACAGUGGUGGCUGGAGCUGGAUUCACUGAGCAGAAAGACAACCUCAAAUGGGAUAUUACAGUAGCUAAGCCUGUGAACGUGGAAUUGCCGAGAUCUAUGGUGGAAGUUGUUACCUCUUGGAAUCUACCGAUGUCUAAAUGGCUAAAUGCAUAUGUCUUUAAAAGUGCACUCAAACUUGGCACCUUUCCUGCCAUCUUGGUGACCUACACAGCCAGUGCAUUGUUACAUGGUCUCAGUUUCCAUCUCGGGGCAGUGCUGUUGUCUUUGGGGUUUAUCACUUAUGUUGAACAUGUUCUGAGGAAGCGGUUGGCAGUGAUUUUCAAUGCCUGUAUACUGUCAAAGCGCUGUCCAAGUGACUGCCAUCACCAAAAUAAAAAGACUGUGUGGGUGUACGGUGUUAACCUGCUUUUCAGUGCUCUAUCCAUAUUUCAUCUUACAUACCUGGGCUCAUUGUUUGACUCGGAAAUGGACAACAUGAAUGCUGAGGAGGGUUAUAUGGCCAGUCACACCAUUCAGAAAUGGUCGGAGCUAAACUGGGCCAGCCACUUUGUGAUGUUUGGCUGUUUUGUUUUUUACUGGCUCAUUUAAACUAUACUGUAGUAUUCACCUGUUGGAGAACCACUGACAUGGAACUUGGAAGAUGUGGGAGUUUUUAGCUGCUACGGGACCAUGGACUGCAGUUUUAAGUGCAGCAACCAGAGUUACUACAUUCACCCUUUACAUGGAGAACAGAAAGUGCCUUGUUAUAAAUCAUAUUGUUACAGGACUCAUGUAUAAUGUAAGAACACUUGUUCUUUUUUAUUUUGAUGUAUAGUAGGAACAGUUCUGGAAUAAGCAAAAGCUAAAGAAACUGUAUUACUGUGCAAACUACACAUGAAAGUGUCAUUUGUAUCGUUUUUUUCUUUGUUGUCAUUAUUGUCUGGCUUUAGAUUUAGUAGACUGAUUUAGUGUGACAUUAUAGCACAUGUCUUCGGCCUGUUAACACACACAAUUUUGCAAAAAUGUAUAGACAAUGUCUGAUGGUACUAUUUAUUUAAUUUUUUUCCAAAUAAAAUUUUCCACAUGCCUA